AUGGCCCAGCCGUCGACACCACAACCAUUCCUUCCACAGAAUUCCUCUCUUCCUACAACCGCUGCUACUGCUACGUGGGCCUUUGGCUCUUCCGCCCGGACUCCUGGUUCUGGUGCCAAUACUCCCACGGCCAGCACCUACCUUAUGCCAACCAGCCCUGCCAAGAACCCCGGCAGCAUGAACGACGGACUGAAACCAAAGAUCUCCAAGACCACCGGACAGAAGCCGGCUUGUCUGGUCAAUGCAUCGGUCACCUAUUGCGGGAACGAUCAGAUCUACGCCUUUGGCGGCUUCGACCAAUUCACAGAUGAGGUCUACAAUCACGUGCUUCGGCUGGAUUUGAAGACGCUAAAUUGGGCGCUAGUGGAUAAUUAUGGAGACAUUCCCGGAGUGCGGAUGGGCCACUCAGCAUCCCUUUACGAAGGCGAUAAGCUGCUGGUCUACGGUGGAGAGAAUGAGCAUCGAGAAUAUUUGUCGGAUGUAGUCAUCCUCAACUUGAAGGACCAUCACUGGACACAACCCGCUGUCCAGGGUCCUAUCCCCAAAGGCAGAGCUAGACACGCCACAGUCGUCUAUGAGGACAAACUGUUCGUCAUUGGAGGGCUGACCGGAGAGGCUAAUUACAUUCUCGACGACAUUUGCUACCUUGAUCUGAAGACGUGGACGUGGUCGAAAACAUGGAGCUUCGUGCAAAGGUUCGACCACAGCGCCUGGAUAUGGGGAGGUCGGCUCUGGGUGCUAGGAGGGCUGGGAGCCGACAUGGAACGGCCAUCAGAGAUUUGGUGGCUAGACCUCAAAGGAAGUCCGGCUUUGAGUGGCUCAGGCAGGCAAUACUCGACCAUGGGCCGCAUCUCUUCUGCUAGACAUGAACCCUGGCUGCAUCCCAACCGCGCCGACCGGACCGACACAUAUACCGCGAACUCAGGCAGUGUCCAUAUUCGAUCCACAAGACGGGAGAAGCCUGUCGCCCCGGGGGCGAUAUCGGCACUUAAAUUCGUUUCAGGCCCGCACGUUCCCCUCCAAUCGUCGGGCACACAUUUCCACGUCUGUUCGUCCGGCGCGCUGCUCGACUUCGUUACACCGUCGUCGAACAUUCGUCACAGCGAUUGCAACCUUUCAUCUCUCGAGCUGGACUCGUUGAGAUGGCAAAGAUUGGUUGAAGGUCCUGAGCUGUUCCAACCAGGCUUCAAAUGGCAUUACUGCACAAUCAAUGAAGAUGGAACCAAGGUUUGGCUGCUUGGCUCUCCUGGAGACGAUUCCGCUGGGACCAACCAAGAGCUGCAACUGAGCGAAGUCUUGGCCGUCGACCUCAAACGGUACGGCUUGCUCGGCAACCUUGACUCGUCCUUCGCGUCCGAGCAAAAUCGCAUCCUAGCCUCCGAACGGCAGACAACGUAUCCAGCUCCCUCUGGCGGCGUCGGCUCUGGCCUCGGCUCAGAUCUCGCCAUGACCUUUGAUCAGCCUCCAGAAUCCGGCAGCAUGAGCGACUUCAUCAUUACGGCGAACAACAUCCCGGUUGAUGAGGACGAUAACAUCUCGGAAGUCGACUCUCAGCUGCGAUUCUCCACCAACACGACUAGCAGUCAAGCCUUUGUCUCUGAAAACUCUGUGGUGUCGCCGCCCAUUCAUGUCCACAAAAUGAUCCUCCAAGCACGCUGGCCACAUUUCAAACGCCUCUACGCCUCCAAAAUGAUCGAAUACCAGACGUCUCGCUUGCACAUCCCCGAGCCUUACUCGGUUGUACGCGCGUUCUUAUAUUAUCUAUACACGGAUAGCAUUGCCCCUCAUCCCGAGUUCUGCCGUGACCUCACGGAUGUCGCUGGUAUGCUCGUGAUGGCUAAUCUUUACGAUAUCCCAAAGCUCCGCCUUCUGUGUGUGAACCGCCUCUCGCGCGAGAUUGACAUCGAACACGCCGCCGUCAUUUGGGAACGCGCAGGCCGCACCCAGGAAGAGUGGCUGAAACAGCGGGCCGCGCGCUUUUGCAUGAUGAACUUCGGGCGAAUCGUACGUACCGAGGGAUUCCGGAGCCUCAGUCGACAAUCUCUUAUGGAGCUUUGCGAGGUGGUGGGUAUGGAUGGGAGAGUGGUUGAUGGUGAUGAGGUGGAUGAUGCCGACGGCGGGUUUACGCAAGGUGGGGGUGUUAGCGGGCGAUAUAGACGAAGGAGCCACCGACCAAGUGGGGAGGCGGAUGAGACAGAGGGGGAUGACGAUGACGGGAUGGAUGUGAAUUGA
This is a messenger RNA of Cladophialophora psammophila CBS 110553, 2232 nucleotides long. RefSeq lists its product as uncharacterized. Bases 1 to 2232 code for a protein of 743 amino acids. The record is from RefSeq and is a predicted model, not a curated record. Lineage: Eukaryota; Fungi; Ascomycota; Eurotiomycetes; Chaetothyriales; Herpotrichiellaceae. Gene Ontology annotation, molecular function: protein binding. The transcript has a single exon.